Molecule: messenger RNA, 2136 nt
Organism: Drosophila melanogaster (fruit fly)
Lineage: Eukaryota; Metazoa; Arthropoda; Insecta; Diptera; Drosophilidae
Exons: 4
Coding region: 64-513 (149 amino acids)
Cellular component (GO): mitochondrial intermembrane space
Source: RefSeq, marked reviewed
CCGAAAACUGUCAAUUCAACAUUUUGUUUUGUUCUUUCGAAAUUGUUCAAAUUUUAAAUUGAAAUGGUGGAGCAACAAAAAAAGCGCUUGGAGGGCGCCAUUAGCGAAAUGAUCGAGGACAUGUACCGCACCCACUUGCGCAGAAUGCAGUCCACGAUGCACCGCUGUGCCGCCCGCUGCUGCGACGAUGAUCGAGGGACGCUGGAGAGCGUACAGAACUGCAUCGAGAAGUGCGCCGGUCCCCUGAUGGAUGCCCAGGAUUUCCUGCAGCACGAGCUGGGCCAAUUCCAGAAUAGACUUCAAAACUGCGUUAGGGAUUGCAACAGCGAUGCGCGGUCUCAGAUGCCCAGCAAUCCGAGUGACCGGGACAUGUCCCGAUCCCAGCACAUGUUUGAGAGUUGCACGAACAACUGUGUGGACAAGUACAUAAACCUGAUACCUGGUCUGCUCAAGUCGAUCAAGCAAACACUGGACAGGGGUCCGCCGAAAAGAUCACGCAACAUGGAUGUCUAACCGGGAUGCAAUUCAGGAUCUGGUGACAUUUAAAAAAGCACAUUCAAGCAGUUGUCAAUGGUUCACUUAUUUAUUGAAUAUUUUUGGUACAGCUAACACUUAAAGUACACUAAUCGCUGCUGUGAUCCGGGAUAGCCAAUGGAUUGGAAUGGGAACUUAUCAGCGCCAACGUGGCCCUUGCUCGCCAUGUUUGAUAGCUCAGCUCCCGGAUCUUCUUAGGCCCUAGCUCAUUAAAUAUCUAGUAAUAAAGAUUCUUAGUAUUAUGCAACAAUACGAGAGGCUAUAUUUUUAGGAUCUUGAUGGAUCUACUGCUCGUUCUGCUUCGUCCUCACGCCGUAUUUGCUCCAGAAGGUGACCUUGGCGGUGGUCUUCUUCAGGUUGUCCUGGAACACGGAGCACGUGUCGAAGGGUGGACAGUAUAGGUGAAGGGAGACAGAGGUAUCCGAAUGGCUGGGGUUCUCCACGCGAUGCAGACCCAGAUUGUCUAUGGAUAACAAAACGAAAAAAAAAAAAACAGCCACAUCAUUGACGGCGAUUGGUGUCUCCCCAAUCUCCACCAGCUCUCGGCUAUCGAUCUCGCCAUCGGGAUGAUGGGACCGGCCGUUGUCCCUGGCAGAUCUAUUGGGAUACUCGUAGCGCUUCUCGCGCAGAUCACCCUUCAGCAUCUUCAUGAAGCAAUGGGAAUCGGCAUGGUCGUGCACCGAGGAGCCGUGUCCUUCGCCCCAGCACAGAAUCAGCAGAUUGAACUUUCCAUUGCCAGCAUCCACGAGAUUCCGCGUGUAGGUGUAACGAUCGAACUUGGCAUAUUUGCGCCACUCCCGCGGAUUGGACUUGUAGCUGAGCAUAAGGUGAUUCACCAUCUCGAUGUUAACAUAGUUCGACUCGAAUUCCCGGUGAAGGGCGGCCACCAAGUCCGAUAGGGAAUUCACCUCCGGUCCGUAUUUCAGGGGUUUCUCCAGCGGCUGAUAGUAGCUAGUGGCCUGACGCAGGUACUUCUCCUGGUCAACCUGCUCGAUCUCGGUGUCGAUCUUGGACAGGGCCAUUUUGGGCUUGCUCUGAUUGACCUAGGUUGCGAAAAGGGAAGCGGAAGUUAGAGUGGUGGUGCAUCAGUUGAGGCUGAAGGGCGUGGAAAACUACCUAUAAAGUCUAUAAAGAUCACUGCUCAAUUGAUUUAGAUGAAUUACGUUGUAAAGUCGAUGAUCGCUGAUAAUAGCUAUUGGUAUAUAUAUAUAUGAAUAUUCCGAUUCGUUGCUGUUACAAUUGAUUGAAUUGCUUCGACUAACCGCACACGCUCCACCUCGGAUCGCAAAAUUCGAACUGAAUUCUGGAGAUUUCGCUCUCCUGUCCAGGCUGCAUAAUCAGCUCGGAUCCGACGUAAAUCGGAGGCGCAAGUCCAAAACAAUAACAAAAACAAGAAGUCGCCGGCGAUAACCGUCCAUCCAACUUAUCAAUAGCAGAUUUUACCAAUACCCUCGGCUAUAUAAUACACGUAUUUCUCAGUAGAUGAUGAUAGAUCGAAUGUUGCCAGGAGGGGCUCAACAGAUGUGCCUGAAUUUGAGACAAGAGGUUAACGGCGAUCUAAUGGGAUCGUUUGGCAAAUAAAAAACAAAUUUAUUCCACAAU